AGAUCUCGAAAAGUGCCAACUCUUUGGAGGCAACCUACAUGACACUACAUCAUGAGCGAGAGUAAAUGUGACAGUCAAUUUUACAGCGUUCAGGUUGCAGACUCCACAUUCACUGUACUUAAACGAUACCAGCAAUUGAAGCCGAUUGGCUCUGGGGCUCAAGGCAUUGUUUGUGCUGCAUUUGACACAGUCCUUGCAAUCAAUGUUGCUGUAAAGAAGUUGAGUCGUCCCUUUCAGAACCAAACACAUGCAAAACGAGCUUAUAGGGAACUUGUGCUUCUAAAGUGUGUCAAUCACAAAAAUAUAAUUAGUUUGUUAAAUGUAUUCACGCCACAGAAGUCUCUAGAAGAAUUUCAAGAUGUGUAUUUGGUUAUGGAAUUGAUGGAUGCUAACUUGUGCCAAGUUAUUCAUAUGGAGCUGGAUCAUGAACGAAUGUCUUAUCUUCUGUACCAGAUGUUAUGUGGAAUCAAACAUCUUCAUUCGGCUGGUAUCAUCCACAGAGAUUUAAAACCCAGCAAUAUAGUAGUAAAAUCAGAUUGUACUCUCAAAAUCCUUGAUUUUGGACUUGCAAGGACAGCAUGUACUAACUUCAUGAUGACCCCAUAUGUAGUAACACGGUAUUACAGAGCACCUGAGGUUAUUCUUGGCAUGGGAUACAAAGAAAAUGUUGAUAUCUGGUCAGUUGGUUGCAUCAUGGGAGAAUUGGUGAAAGGUUGUGUGAUAUUCCAAGGCACUGAUCACAUUGACCAGUGGAAUAAAGUUAUUGAACAAUUAGGUACACCUUCAGCAGACUUUAUGAAAAAACUACAGCCUACUGUGCGCAACUAUGUAGAAAACAGGCCAAAAUAUCCAGGUAUCAAAUUUGAAGAGCUUUUCCCAGACUGGAUAUUUCCUUCGGAAUCUGACCGUGACAAAAUAAAAACAAAUCAAGCGAGAGAUUUGCUAUCAAAAAUGCUAGUGGUAGAUCCGGACAAACGAAUAUCAGUAGAUGAAGCUUUGCGACAUCCAUAUAUCACAGUUUGGUAUGAUCCUGCUGAAGCUGAAGCACCACCACCUCAGAUCUAUGAUGCACAGUUGGAAGAAAGAGAACAUGCCAUUGAAGAAUGGAAAGAAUUAAUAUAUAAAGAAGUAAUGGACUGGGAAGAAAGAAAUAAGAAUGGUUUGGUAAAAGAACAGCCUUCAGCACAGAUGCAGCAGUGAAUAGCAACACCAGCCCUUCCCAAUCAUCAUCUAUCAACGACAUUUCAUCCAUGUCAACAGAACAAACUUUGGCUUCAGAUACAGACAGCAGUCUUGACGCCCUAACAGGAACACUUGAAGGAUGCCGGUGAUCAGUUUUGCAGAUACAACUUUGGCAAAGAAACUUUUGCUUCUGUUGGUCCUGAGUUGCUUGUAAGUGUAUGGAACCAAGUAGAAAAACUCCAUGUUCUGCAUGUUCCUUUAAAGUAAUGCCUGUGAUGUUACUCAGUUGCAAUAAGACUGUCUGCUUAAUAUUAUAGAAUGAAAGCAACUUUGUAUUUCAGAGGCAGCACAAUAUGCACAUUACUGUAACCGAUUUCAGUUAUGACCUAUAUCAGGUGAGCAGUUAAAUAACUCAUGAACAAAUGAGUUUGUGGAUACUUUAUCAGACUUCUGAAAUAUACACAUAACUAAUACAGAUUCACAAAAAGAAAGCCAUUGUAGGUGUUGUUGAAUGUAUAUCUACUUUCUGAAAUGUGUGGUAACAGACAUUUGCCAUAUUGGUGUAUCUUACUGGAAUUCUCAGUACUGUAAAAUGUAGAAGCAAUUUUUUUUAAGCAUAGCACUGUUUUCUUGAGGCCUUUUGCUCUUCAUCUCUCAAUUUUGUAUGCUUUCCCAUAGAAGAAGCAAGCUUGUGAAUUCUUGCCUCAGCUUUACAGCUGAAUGUGACUGUUUCUCUGAAUGUGGAUUUUAAUGCUUUUAUUUGGGGGGUAAGUGGAGUAAGCAGACAUAUGUCAUGGAGGAAUUUUUCUUAACUCUUGCAUGCAUCUAUGAAUUAAGUGUAUGGUUUUUAAAUUAAGAUUGUUUGCCUUUUUAUGAGCAAUUCAUUCUCAUGUGUAGAAAUCCUUGUCAUUUGUUUGGUUCAUGACCUACUGGGAUGGCCCCUCUUUUUCCUACUGUGAUGUUGCAGUGCAAAAGCUGGUCAUUUAUGAAUGUCAUGAAGAGGUUUUGGAGUUUGCCUGUCCCCUAGAGUAGACAUACAAGUACUUGCUUCUGUUGUGUGUUAAAGGGACCAUUACACAGUAUAUAAAUACUCUUAAACAGACAUCCAGAAUAAACUGAAGGGUGCACUAUUAUUGCAAAAAGUGAGAGACACUAUUUUAAAUACUGUACCACAUGAAAACCUACUUAAGUUUUUAAGGAAAAUUCUUUAAACAUAAUUGUGUUGUAUCUCCCUUCUCAGCAGUUCCAGAUUCCAGGAUAAAACACUCAGCUCUUUAGCCAGUUUAUUGGGAAAGGUUGGAGAGGGGGAGACUUCCUCCUACUCAGAAAAUGAUAAUCAGUUACAUCUUGAUCGUGAACAAAACCCUUCCAGCAUUUACAAAAAAAUUGUGUAUUAUAUAUGGGUUGCCAAAUUAGGUAUUGGAGGUGGUGUGGCAGGUGAAUAAAAUAGUGAAACAAUCCUGCAUUUUAACCAAUUAUUUCUGAAUUAUGAAAAAUUGUGUGUAUAUGGAAAAUGGGGAAGAAUGUCUUUAAGUUAAAGGGGAGGUCUCUUCAUUAAAAGGCUGGCAUAACUAUGUUAUUCUCAACAACCAAAGACAGAUUGCAUAUGCCACCUUUCUUCUCUAGCACCAGCACUUUAUGAACUAACUAGUUCUUUGUGGUGUGACUUUCAUAGGCAAUAGUGACUUCAAAAAUACCAUUCAGAUUGCUUCUAAUAUGCUGUUGCACCCUUUUUCUGUUUUUACCACUGCAGAGCUGACACAAUUUCUUCACUAGAGUUUGCUAUUGAAUCUUGGAGCUAUUUCACAUAUGCAUGUAAAUCCAUUGGCAUCAUGUUGCUUGAUGCGCCGCUGAACAUGUGAAUUGCCUCUCUUGAAAAUAUUGUGCUUUGUCAUAGCUGUUUUGAUAUAUGCAACCCAUCAUUUGUUGGCCUUCAUUGAGCACUAUGUUCAUUUGUUCUUAGACUAUUGUGAUUGCAAAAAAAUGGAGUGUCCUGUUCUCUUGACAUAUUUAUGUAGACAGAUCUUUAAUUGUUGUAGAACUUGAUUCCAAGUAAUUGUGUUUAAUGAAAGCAACAGUUGAAUGUUUCGAAGAGCCCUUUUGAAUUUAUCAGCUGGGAUACUCAUAACCCCUAGUACAUCCUAAAAAUGCUUAUGCACCCAUAUGGAGUUUUACGGAUUUCUUAUUGCAGCCCCUCAAAUAAUAUCCAAUGCUAUGUCCCCUAACUUUUAGGAGUGUAAGAAGCUAUGAUAAACGGGAGAGCUGAAAAACAUUUGUGAAAGUCUCCCUGUUUGUAUCUCAGCCUUGUUUCCUUUUAUUUGCAUAGCAGCAUCUUUAAGCACUAUGUUUCAGAGUAUUGUAAGUACACAAUAUAGGCUCAAGUCCCAAAUCUAAAUCUGGCAGUAGAAAAAGAGAAGGAAAAGAGAAAGGAUAUUGGAGACGAGUUAAAUGAAAAAAUCCACUGAGAGCAUUUUGCCUGACAAUUUGGCUCUAAAGUUUAAUUCAUAAAGUUGGCUGUGCUAUAUGAUGAAAUUUAUCUGAAUGAAGACAAUACAAAGACUUCCAGUCCAAUUAUAGGAAUUGUUAUAAUAAUGUUUUCAGUGAAAACUAGAAUAUGCUGAAUGAAACAUACAACCUUCCACUCAUUCAUGUUUGACUUGUUUUUUCUGUUUCAUGUUCUAGUGAAAAGUUUGUCAUUUUGAUUCUGCUUAAAGAAGCAUGUGUACUGGCUAUGAAACUGGGUUCUGAAUGUGUUGAAGACAGUAUAGAAAUAAAAGUACCCCCUGCAGAAAAAUGAUAAA
Molecule: messenger RNA, 3983 nt
Organism: Heteronotia binoei (common prickly gecko)
Lineage: Eukaryota; Metazoa; Chordata; Lepidosauria; Squamata; Gekkonidae
Gene: MAPK9
Product: mitogen-activated protein kinase 9
Exons: 11
Coding region: 52-1200 (382 amino acids)
Biological process (GO): JNK cascade; protein phosphorylation
Cellular component (GO): cytoplasm; nucleus
Molecular function (GO): JUN kinase activity; ATP binding
Source: RefSeq, a predicted model, not a curated record